AUGGCUGAGCAAUUAAGAGAUUUACACAUUAAACGGGGUCAGAUUAAGGCAUAUAUGACUAGGGCAAAGAGUCAUAUUGAUAAACUAGCACAAACGCGUAGUACACCCCGCCUCAGGUUGCGUCGCGAUGAGCUCUUUGUCAAAUUGCGUGAAUUCGAAGAAGUGCAAACCAAAAUCGAACUAAUUGAUGAUACAUCCGAUCACAGUGUGGAACGUGAAUCUUUCGAAGACGCGUUUUUUACAAUCGUCGGCAACAUUGACGAAUUAUUGGAAGAUUGGUCGAAUUCAGCGCAGUCCGCGACGACGGAUACACCUUCUCCGACGCAAUCACAAUUAUCCGCGGGUUCUAACGGGCAUAUCAGGUUGCCGAAGUUAGAAUUACCACAAUUCGGUGGAUCAUACGAUAACAAGCGUAGAAUAGUGCAUACACAUAUAAGGGGUAUUAUGGAUAUACCUAAGAUUCAGAAAGAAAAUAGCGUUGCGCUGCGCGAAUUAGUUGACGCUGCCGCAAGAAACACGAGGGCACUUAGUGCACUGCAAAUGCCGGUGAAUCAGUCGGAUGACUUACUGGUAUUAGAAGCAAUCGCAAACCCACCAAUGCCGCUCGUGACGAAUCACAACCGACCGAAACCGCGUCAAGCAUUGUCUUCGCAGGUAACUACAAACAUACUCGCGUGUCCGGUAUGCAAGGAAAGCCACCAACUUUACAAAUGCGAAAGGUUCUGGAAGAUGCCAGUUAGGGAUCGCGUCUCCGAGGCAAAGAAAAAAGGGUUAUGCCUUAAUUGCCUGCGGUCGACGAAUCAUUUUGCCAUCGAAUGCAAUGCGAGUCGGUGUAAGGUGUGCAACCGAAAGCAUAACACCUUACUACAUACCCAGUCGGAACCGUCGCAGAAUUCCACGGACGUCGCUAACGAACGCGGCGAGUCAGACAGCGAAGCGGCGGUUGCAAACAUAGGUCGCGGGUUAAAGGCAGCAUCUCAUCGGGAGGCGUUGCUUUUAACAGCUAAGGUCAAGCUAUUAGACUUUAAUGGAAAACCAAUAACCGUUCGGGCAUUACUGGAUUCGGGGUCCCAAGUAAACAUAAUAACGUGUAACUUAGCGCAGCGUCUAAGGCUGCAAUCCAAGGAAUUCCGAGCGCCAAUCGCCGGAAUUGGUCAAAUGACGACACAACCGCUACAUCAAAUGGAGGUUGUGCUCAAGUCCAACUAUAAUAACUACCGGAGAAAAAUAGAUUGCGUAGUACUAAAUUCAAUAACCAAGAAAUUMCCAGCCAUAUCUAAGAACGGCAAUGACUUCGCGAUCCCCGAUAACAUAAGGUUAGCGGACCCCACAUUCUACGAGAGUGCGAACAUCGACGUGUUAUUGGGAAUAGAGGUUUAUCUGGAAAUACUAUGUAAGGGUCAGAUUAAAGCAACGCGGUCGCAUCCAACCUUACAAAAAACGCAGUUAGGAUGGGUAGUAGGCGGCUGUUCGCAUGAGGUAAAAAGCAGCCCCAAAGAGGUCGUAUGUAACGUAGCUACCCAGGUACAGAAGGUUGACGAGUCGGUGUCGAGGUUCGGGAAACUGGAUACCGUCACGACUGUUCAUCCGCUGACAAAGAGGGAAAGGUACUGCAAAGAGCACCUUAAUAGAACAUACGGACGGACAACGGUAGCUAAAAUUCUAGCAUUGCGGGAUGCAUACUCAAGCUUUAGGAAAGAAUACAGGGAUUUAGAGCACUUGCGGACGUUACCAGACGAUAUAGCAACUCCGCUAAGUAAUUAUCACAUACCACAUCAUGCGGUCUUAAAUAAGAAAAGUGCAACGACAAGGUUGCGUGGGGUGUUUGACGCGUCUGCCGAAUCGAAUUCCGGCGUAUCGUUAAACGAAGCAUUGGCAUGGAUAAGGUCGCCAUUGCGAAAUUGGACUACGUUCGUGUCCAAUCACGUGGCGGAGAUGCAGGAAGGAAUACCGAGCGCGAAAUGGGGACAUGUGUCUUCCGCCGAAAAUCCAGCGGAUUUCGUAUCCAGGGGAGUCACCCCAACAAAACAUUUAAGGCGUGAUCCAUGGUGGCACGGACCAGGAAUUGGCUUCGAGAACGCGCCUGAUACAGUGUCAGAAGCGCCACUCGAAGAAUUGCCGGAGAAUCGAAAUACGGGUGUCGCGUGUACGACCACGAUGAUAGGCUGCGACCGGAGGUCGCGAGAGUUUUGCGAUAUUCAGCAAAUAUUCGAAAUCCACCCGACCAGCACAGGUAAUAGCGUAAUGCGGCAGGUUUGCAGGAACGUGCGGCGUGCACAAAACAAGGACAUCGGUCCAUUAACUGUGGCAGAAAUCGCGAAGGCCAGGGAUCGUUUAAGAAAAUAG
Molecule: messenger RNA, 2346 nt
Organism: Polistes canadensis
Lineage: Eukaryota; Metazoa; Arthropoda; Insecta; Hymenoptera; Vespidae
Exons: 3
Coding region: 1-2346 (781 amino acids)
Source: RefSeq, a predicted model, not a curated record